AUGGAAAACGCGAUAGGGGUGGCAUUGCUGCAGGAAAUCUGGCUCAAGAAAGAGGAAACUUUUCGUCUGGCACACUACAGAUUAGCAUCUUUUAGGCGCAAUCAGGGAUUCGGCGGAGUGGGGAUUCUGGUGCACGAAACACUAGCCUUUGAAACAAUCGAGUUUGAGGACCUCCUACCGAUCGAGGCGAUCGGAAUCAAGAUAACAAGAGGCUUCUCCCCGCUCAAACUGAUUUCGGUCUACAUUCCUCCCGGACAAACCCCAAUCGGAGAAACCAGAAGGAAAAUGCAAGAGUUCUUCGAGACUCUGGAACUGAUGGAAGGCGAAAUUAUCGUCGGAGGCGAUUUCAAUAGUCACCACCAGAGCUGGGAUCCCGGCUCGAUCAACUGCCCCAAAGGAAAUACGCUCAAUAGCAUCUUGGAACCCUCUAAAUUCAUACUGCUUAACGAUGGCACACCCACGUGCAUGUCUACGGUCAGCAGGAACAGCACGGUGAUCGACCUCACCUUAGGAACGGCCGGAAUAGCAACAAAAUCUCGCUGGGAAGUUAUCCCCCAGGAAUUUGGCAGCAACCAUUUAUCGAUCAUCAUUAAUAUCGGAAGCGAAAUCCCCGUGGUACCAGGGAAAAUCAAAAGGGUGAACAAAGACAGAGCAGCUGAACUGAUCAACCAAUUGAAGCCCCAAUACAUCUACAACCCAGAAGAAAUGCAGGCGAUCUUCGAAGAUAGCGUGGAAAAAGCCAGCUUCAUCGUUAAAGACAAAAAGGGAAAUUUCCUGAAGCGCUGGUGGUCCCAGGAAAUCAACGCUGCGUACACACAAAAAAGAGAAAUGCUACGAGAUUACAAUCGCUCCAAGACAAUCACCAAUCUACUCAAGCUGCAAAAAGCACGGGCCAAUCUGAAGAGGCUCAUACGGAAAGCAAAACGAGCUUACUGUCAGGAACUCUCCGAGGCAGUUGAUGAGGAAACCCCCACUAGACAGCUGUGGAAUAUCAUAAAGGGCAUAGACACAGCGCUAACUCAACCAGUGAGCCGGAAACCAGAAAUCACACAGGAAGACGCCCAGCGGUUCCUUGCACACUACUACGAUAACAAGAUGAAAUCGGUAAGGAAACCCCACACAGACACCCUCACCGAGUGGAAAGGCUACGAAAUGGCACUCCAGGUUGAGGAAAUCCUUGGAGCCCUAAGGAAGAGGAAGGCAUAUUCCGCUCCGGGAGAAGAUGGGAUGUCGUACGGCAUCCUAAAAAAUCUCAGACUAGACAUGCAGAUAUAA
Messenger RNA from Armigeres subalbatus, 1275 nucleotides. RefSeq lists its product as uncharacterized. Gene Ontology annotation, molecular function: catalytic activity. Bases 1 to 1275 code for a protein of 424 amino acids. The record is from RefSeq and is a predicted model, not a curated record. The transcript has a single exon. NCBI's taxonomy places the organism in Eukaryota, Metazoa, Arthropoda, Insecta, Diptera, Culicidae.